AGUGGUCAUCUGUGAAUCGGUAGGCAUAGGAAAAUUUGGUAGGAAUACAGAUAAAUCGGUAUUUCUGGUCACUCUGCUCGGGAAACAGCUGUUCGGGCCGGCAUUUUUUGACAGUCGAAAUGGGAAAUAAACAUUUCAUAACAGCUCAUGUUUUUGCUAGAGUGUGAAAUAAUCAAUGAAAAAGUUAAUAGAAAAGUGUUUUCCUCGCCCUUAAGUUACCAUAAAACACUGAUAAGCUGUUGGUUUAAGUAGCAACACACAUAAAACAUUUCCGAUGUUACACAUACGCUUUCUGGCAAGAAGGAUCAUUGGAAAUGAAUUGCUCCAGUCACGGCUGCGUGCCGCCGGCCCGGCUACAAACCUGCCCCAGCGACAGCUACAGUUCAGCGCCUUCCUUAGCAAGCGACGGAAAACGGCCGAAGAGAAGCAUGCGGUCGAGUUUGCGCCGAAGAAAAAGAACAAACCGCAAACGAGCGGCGUGGUGGACAUUUGGCGCAACAUGACGGUGGCCGACCUGGCCCGUUCGUGCCAGCUAGAGCUGGAACACAUCCAGGAGGUGAUGCUGUACGUGAAAGGCGCCGGCAGUAUCGAUGCAACUGCCCGCCUCGAGGACCCGAAGGUGAUCAAAGACAUUGCGGCCAAGUGUGGCUUGAAGACGAAGAUCGUGGCCGCCCCGGUGGAUGAGUCGGAGGAGGUGCUGAAGGACCGCGAUGUGGUGCCGAGACCGCCGCCAGCGCCCGAAAACCUGAAAGAGCGGCCACCGGUCGUGACCGUGAUGGGGCACGUGGACCACGGCAAGACGACGCUGCUCGAUUCGCUGCGGGGAGCGUCGGUGGCGGCGGGCGAGGCCGGCGGUAUAACGCAACACAUCGGCGCGUUCACGGUGGAGCUGGACAAUGGCGAGCGGGUCACGUUUCUCGACACACCGGGGCACGCGGCGUUUAGUGCGAUGCGCGCCCGUGGCGCCAAUCUGACCGACAUCAUCGUGCUGGUGGUCGCCGCGGAGGACGGUGUGAUGGAGCAGACGAAGGAGGUGCUGCGGUUGGCGAAGGAGCAGUCCGUGCCGAUCAUAGUGGCGAUCAAUAAAAUCGACAAACCGGGCGCCGAUGUCGAGCGGGUGAAGAAGGAACUGUCGCAGCACGGGAUCGCGCUGGAAGGGUACGGCGGUGACACGAUUGCGGUCGGCAUCUCGGCCCUGCACGGCACGAACCUGGACGAGCUGACGGAGGCUGUGAGUACGCAGGCCACCCUGAUGGGGCUGAAGGGCGAGUACGUAGGGCCGGUGGAGGGCGUGGUGGUAGAGUCGAAGAUAGAUUCGCAUCGCGGCAAGCUGUCCACGGCCAUCGUUUCGCGGGGCACGCUGCGCAAGGGCGCGAUACUGGUCAGCGGGCAGGCGUGGGCCAAGGUGCGCGGACUGUUCGAUCACGCCGGGCAACCGAUAUCGGCGGUCACGCCCGGCAUGCCGGUGGAAAUUCUGGGCUGGCGAGAGCUCCCGCUGGCCGGCGACAUGAUACUGGAGGUGGAGUCGGAACGGGUGGCCAGCUCGGUGCUGCGGUGGCGCGCCAACCAGGCCAUGAAGGAGAAAGCGCUGAGCGACGCGGAAGCCAUCAGUCUGAAGCGCAAGGAGCACGAGGAGCAGUACCGCGAGGAGCGCGACAAGUCCCGUCGGUCCGGCUUUUAUCGGCGCAAGCAGCAGGGCCCACGGCAGAAGGAGGCCGCACCGGACGAUGGUAAGCCGCGUAUCAACGUGAUCGUGAAGGGUGACGUGCACGGUUCGGUGGAGGCCAUACUGGAUGUGCUGGAAACGUACGACGACAAUGAGCGGUGCCGGCUGGACGUGAUACACUACGCCGUGGGCGAUGUGAACGAGAGCGAUCUCGAGCUGGCCCGGCUGUUCGACGCGAUUAUCUACGCCUUCUCGGUGAAUGUGGGGAGCAAGGCGACGAAGGGCGUCACCAUACGGCCGGUCGACAUUAUCUACCGGCUGGUGGACGAUCUGAAGAAGGAGAUCAACACCAAGCUGCCGCUGGUGGACGUGGAGGAGGAGAUCGGCGAGGCGAACGUGCUGCAGCUGUUCGACAUCAACGAGGGCCGGCGGAAGGUGACGGUGCUGGGCUGCCGUUGCACCAAGGGCUUGCUAAAGAAGGCGCACAAGUACAAGGUGAAGCGGAACGGUGAGCUGCUGGCGGACGAGCUGAGCCUGGAAUCGAUGCGCCACCUGAAGAACGAGGUGGACAGUGUGAAGAAGGAUGUGGAGUGCGGGUUGCGCUUGAACGAUCAAACGCUCGAGCUGAAGGCGGGCGACACGAUCGUGUGCUACCAGAUCAACCGGGAACCGCAACAGACGGAAUGGGACCCAGGGUUCUAGAGAUGACCGGGAAUGUUAAGGAUAAAUGUGCAUUGAACGAGACUAACAAGGGGGUUAAAAUAAAACGCAGAUAGCUGUUAAAUGCCAAAUGGUUAUGACAA
This is a messenger RNA of Anopheles coluzzii, 2469 nucleotides long. RefSeq names its product translation initiation factor IF-2, mitochondrial (gene mIF2). Gene Ontology annotation, molecular function: GTP binding; GTPase activity. NCBI's taxonomy places the organism in Eukaryota, Metazoa, Arthropoda, Insecta, Diptera, Culicidae. The transcript has 2 exons. The record is from RefSeq and is a predicted model, not a curated record. The coding region runs from base 275 to 2368 and encodes 697 amino acids.